Messenger RNA from Lymnaea stagnalis (great pond snail), 6230 nucleotides. NCBI's taxonomy places the organism in Eukaryota, Metazoa, Mollusca, Gastropoda, Lymnaeidae. The record is from the annotation of a GenBank genome assembly.
AUUGAAGGUAACACAGGUGUCACUCACAUUCGUUGACUGCACCGAUCCAGGUCAGUGUGGAUUUUUAAUUGUUUGAAAGUUUUUUUUUUGUUAAAGACAAAUUCACAGUUAUAGGGGUAAUAAUAACUUCAAAUAAUUAAAUAAAUAUUGGUUCGACUUUCACAAUCAUUAUUGCAUUCUAACUUGCUAAAAUAAUGUAUUAUUCGAUAAUCAAAACUAUUCAAUUAGUUGUUUGUUUGUUUCUAAGUUGUUGCUUAAAAAACAAAAAAAGCAACAUGCAUGCAAAAUGGCAUUUAAUCUUUAAAUAAAUUUACAGUAGUUCAACAUUUCCGGAUAAUUUUCAAUGGGACUGAGGAAUCGUCCAUUAAUAACGUCGCCGUCUCGUUACAAUUUCAUCCCAUAAUUUUAAAAACUAAAAAUAGAUCGUCAAAUAUUCGUGACCCGUUCCCACACCACUUUGUUUCUUUAUUUUAAUUUUUUUUAAAUUUUUUUUUUUUUUUUAAAUAAUUAUGUGACGUUAUUUAAAAUGCCGAAAUUUGAUUAAAUAACUAUUGACAUAAGAAUACAUAUUUUAGGUUUAAAAUAUUGGCGUAGCUAGUGUAAGUGCCGACAAGAUGGCGUAGCUGGAAUAUUUUUUCUGGUGGCGAGCUAGGAAUGUGCCCCUCCCACCCUCGAAAAAAAAAAUCUACCGUUGACCAAAAAUUAAAGCUUUUCCAAAAAAGAAAAAAAGUGCCACUAAGGCAGGACACCCUAAAACGCUUUUGAUGAUGAUGAUGAUGAUUGAUUACUUUUUUUCCCAUGCCCUUUUAGCAUUCCCUUUAUUUCUCGAUGGUCUAACAUUUUAUGAGCUAAACCUAAUUAAUUUAUGGUGAUUAUUUUUCAAGCGAAUUAUACAAAUUUAUACUAUAUUUGGAGUGAGGGAGAGUGAGCAGUCAUUGCUCCAACACAUGAGCAGCUAGCUCCAUCUUCUUGACAGUGUCAUACGACGUAAUGCUAUCAAAGGACUCGCCUACCGCCUCUGACAUCAGCAUGUUCAAGUUUGGGGCUUGAAGUCAAUAUUUGUUGGAAAAGUAGCCAAAGGGUUUCACUAUGUUGUUCAAUGGGAAUUGUGUAAGGGCUGCUUUGCCACAAAUAAUUUUCAGCAUAAAUUAUUAACCAUUUCGACGUUGAAUCUAUUCUAAAAGUUAUUACAAAGAUUGACUCAACGCCUUUUACCUCCAGCUAACUCCCCCAUACCACAAUAAUAUCUCCUCAUUAGGCAAUAAUAUUUUACCAUACCACAAUAAUAUCUCCUCAUAAGGCAAUAAUAUUUCACCAUACCACAAUAAUAUCUCCUCAUAAGGCAAUAAUAUUUCACCAUACCACAAUAAUAUCUCCUCAUAAGGCAAUAAUAUUUCACCAUACCACAAUAAUAUCUCCCCUCCUCAUCCUCCUCAUCCUCAUGUCCCUUAGUCCUUGGACCGUUGGGGCGCCACAGAUGACAUGUGAACCAUCCUCCUCCAUUCCUCUCUGUCUUCAGCACUACGCACUGCAUCGCCCUGUGUUAGUCCUGUCAACUCUUUGAUGGUAUCCUCCCAUCUUUUUCUUUGUCUCCCUCUUCUUCUCCGUCCUCUUGUGGUGCCCUGCAAUAUUUCUUUGGCAAGCCCUUGUUUCCUUUUUACGUGGCCGUACCAUUGUAAUUUGCGUUUUUUACAGUCACCAGUAGGCAAUCGUACUCCCCAAUUGCCCAUACCUCCCCAUACCACAAUAUUAUCUCGCCAAUACCAUAAAGAUAUCUCUCCUUAAUACAAUAAUAUUUCACCAUACCACAAUAAUAUCUCCCCAUACCACAAAAAUUUCCAUCCAUAUCACAAUAAUAUCCACCAAUCUACAAUAAUAUCUCCCCAAUGCACAUUAUAUUUCUUCAUACGACAAUGAUGUUUCCGUAUACCAUAAGUCUCCAAAUAUUACAAAAGAAUCUAACCAUUAUUUCAGCCUUCAAAAUGGAUCAAGCCUAUUCCAAUCAUUGGAUUCACGCUGGUGCUGAUUCUGUCUUUUUCUGUUAUGCCCAUUGGCAGAUGCGAACGAUUAUGGCAAUAAAUAUUCUUGAACUUUAUAAGAUAAGAUAAGAUACUUUUAUUGAUCCAAAUAAAUGGAAAUGUACGCAAGGUACGGAUAGGACAUCCCCAUCACUAGACAUGGGUCUUUCUGGAUUGUCUAUUGUGCUCUGGCACAGCUGUUAUGUUGCCUCCGUGUUGCGUGUCUUUCUUUACAGAGGAACGCCCGAUCCCAUGCUGAUUUUCCCAUGAAUCUUGGUUGAUAUCAAACCCUUUAAAUGUAUAAGGCGUUUCGUCUGUGUACCAGCAAACCGCCUUCUAUACUCUAGCACACCGUAUCAUAUGCUUUUUGCGCAAGCGGUGAUGGGACUACAGUAAAAUGGUAUGGAUGCUGGAUCUACCAGUCUUUCCGACUACCUUAGUGUCUGGGGAACCUGUCCUGCUUUUGAUCUUGCGAUCUGUCUGUGGGGGUUACUCUGUGUCUUGGACCUUGUCUUUGCAUCGAAUACAUCGAAUUUGUUCUGGCGCCUGCCCUUUGAAAGUGGUUGAACUUUCUGUCACUGCGUUGACAGACCACCCGAAUUUCAAAUGCAUAGGAAAGCUCACGGAGCACAGCCUCCUUAAAAAACUUUAAAUUAAUUAGAAUUUUGAUAUCUUUCGUGUUCCAUAAACAUUGCCAUAGGUUAAACUUGCUCAUGCAAUAAACAGGUUAACCUCGUCAUCGAUGGUUAAGCUUUGGAAAAAAUUACUGCCAAGUUAAGAGAAGCUGCUACGACAUUAAUUAUUACAUUAGGUUACCAUCAUUUCCGCAUCUGAUAGAGAUUCCUCUCCCCUGGCAGAAUCCCUCAGCAUGACGGAAAAAAUGAGGCGUAAAGUGUUUGUGUCAUGAAGCAACCUUGUUUCACGCCAUCAGCCACAGGAAAUGUUUAGACGUCUCUCCGUUUCCCCAGAAACUAGCCUGCAUACCAUCACGGAAUUACAAGAGCAAUGACAAUGUCUGGCAGUAGUUUAAGAAUGUAUUGGCCAGUGAAGAUAUCAGAACUCAAACUAAAAAAAAUAUAUCCAAGUUGGCUAUGCUCUUUGCACAUGGUGUAUCAACGCUUUGCAAGAAAGUUUAACUCUUCUUUUUUUAUACGACAAGCCUCAGAAAAAGAAUUAUUCACGCCAUACACAGGACAAAGUCCCAGAGACUGGCGUACUCAGAUAGGCAUGCCUGCCAAGCAUUUUCUCAGUAGUCUCAGGUUAACUGGGCGGGACGUGAUGUCAGAAUGUAUGAUGACGGCUUGCGGUGAAGAAUAUUCUAUUUAUAGCAGCAGCGUGGAAGGUGGUUUGCUGAUGGGCGGUAAAAAACGCCUUAAAGACAACCUAAGAGCCUCACUGAAUGCGUUAGAUAUACGCCCAGACACACGGAAAGAAUAGGCAAAGAAUCAAGUAUCGUGCCGUUUCACUUUACAUGAUGGCUACUUACAACAUGAGGUCAACAGAUUAGAAGCUUUCACUUGGCACCUGGAGAUGUCCCAUCAAUCCUUUGAACUCAUUGCACAAGAAAAUGUCAUGACAGAACCGCUCUCAUCAGCAGCCUGAACACCGAUAGCCAAGAUUAGACCUAGUUGUAUGAUGAUUUAAACUUUUACUUACUUCAUUUCAUAUUACACCGAAAAUAAUAUGCACAAAACGAAUAGAACACAAAGUUCAUGAGCCCAAAUCUAGCAAAUAGGCGGCACAAAUAAAAUAUGAUAAUUAGCCAAUAAAUGUAUUUUUAAAGUUGUAAUUUAUCAACGACUACAAUUUUAAUACAAAACAUGCCAUCAGGCUCUAAAAAUAAACAAAGGAAAGUGACUCCCACACGUAAACACCCAAAAGACGCCAUGGCAUUCGUCCUUUACAUUAGCCACGUAGAUGAUAUUUUUAUAUAUCUUUGUUUUUUCAUUAAUUUAGUAUGCUUGAGUAACUGUAAAGUAACACCCUGGGAUUUGCUUUAAAAUUAAUAAUAGUUCAUUAAAUUUAAAACUAUUACGAAAAUAUGUUUCUCUUUACAGUGAAAUUGAUGAAGGUGACUUUGAUUUAAUUGAAAGGAAAACCAAAAACACAAUGGCCUAUGUAACAGAGGCAGGGAGUUUGAAUAUUAUUUACAUCAUCCUCAUACUGCUGUCCAAUGGUUUUCUAAUAUUCAAGAAUGUCCGUAAAUGUGAUUUUAUGUACAAGCCAAAAACUCUGACAAUUUUAUCAUUGGCCAUUGGAGAUGUCAGUAUGGCUCUGUUUCCCAUGGUUGUGGCCACACAAUAUUUCUUUGAAGUUGAUUUAAAAACUUUAGGCUCAUCAAAAGAUUAUUGCCGUUUAUUUAAUUUUUCUAACAUUUACCAGGAAAAUCUGAUUACCUUCGUGUACGGUCUUGGAUUAAUGGUAUUGGGAUUACAAACAAUUCAACACCACAGGAUAUCAAAGUUAAGAAAACAAUCCAAAAUCAUUUGCUCCAUGGUUGCCAGCAGCACUCCAUGGAUGCUUGGACUUAGCAUUAUCUUACCUCUUGGUUUGGCUAACAAUUUAUCUGACAGUUGCAUUGACACAAUUAGUUCAGAUCAGCAGAAAGCCUUGCUAGUUAUAAGCAUUAUUCUACCAGCAUGGGGUGCCCUCAUUACCAUCAUAUUUACUACUAUUUCUGUCAAGUGCAAAGUCAAAGUCCCAAACCAUCAGGCAGUGAGCAACAACCCGCAAAACAUGGCUACUCUCAAUGUUCAAAACUCGGCUGAUGAGAAUAAUCCAAAAGUUCACCAACAAGAACCGAUUCCAACAGAUCCAGACAAUCAAUAUCUACAACCUUUAAUGGAUGACGGGUUAGCUGUUUCGAGUCGAGCACACCAUCGUCACAGUCCACAACAGCUUUACAAUCUACCAACAACACAGCUGUGUGCGCUACCAACUCGGCCACAAUACAAAAGCCAACCUGGUCAUUUAGUGGCCGCUGCCAAUCCAAUGGAACCGGCAUUUACAUCAGAGGAAGUCACGUCACAGGAAGUCACGUCACAGGAUGUCACAUCCAACUCAACGCAUAAGGUUGCCAGACUUCUGGUUAUUUCAUUGGUCUAUUUUAUGCUAGUAACUCCUGCUGCUUUUGUCAAGAUUCACAUUUUAAUGAACAAGUUCGAAAAUAACUUAGAAGAUUUACUGGCGGCUCAUGUUGCACUUGAAGCUCUAUCUUUUCUCCCUAUAAUCAGAUCUUUCAUGACACCGAUAAUUAUGUUUGACUAUUCUGAUAACUAAAGGUUUAUCAUGUACUGUUCAUUUUGUUUUCUUUCAUGGUAAUGUCCGUACGACUAAAUGCAAUUUUUACUCUUUUUUUUCGCCUAGUGUGUUCACAAAUUGAUUUUUUCCUAAUAAAAUCUAGAGAAUAAGAGGAAUGUGUUAAUUUUGUAUUAUAAAGGGAUUUUUGAAAAUACAACCUAAUUGAAAUGCAUAUGGUACAACAUAUAUAACAUUAGUUUGUCACAACAUACAAAUUAGUUUUGGCACAACACACAAAUUAGUUUUGGCACAACAUACAAAUUAUUUUUGGCACAACAUACAAAUUAUUUUUGUACGACAUACAAGUUAGUUUUUGUUAUACGUGGUUCGUAGCCGAUUUGAUGACAUUCCCCACUUAAUCAAGAUACAAUUCUGACCUUCACUCACGGGAUAAGCCCAUAUGAAUGUUUAAACAGCUUAACACAAUCGCCUCACAAUAACAAAGGAUAAUGAUCAAUCUCACCAGCAAGUAAAAUCUAAGAUUUUCUCGUGUUGUGUAGCUGGUCUGUCAAAACAAAAUGCUUUGUAAAAAGGCGUUUUUGAUUUUUAAUUUAAUAAAGUAAUUUUCUAGGAAUUUUUUUUUGCCGUGCAAAAGCAUAUGACGUCAACAGUCAAACAUUUAUAUUGGUUGCAUUCAUAUAUCUCUAUAUUAAUCCCCCCCCCCCUUUUUAAACAAAUAUUUUACCAGAAAAGCUACAUGGUGAAAUGUUGUGAUCGUUCAGCAGUUCAGAGUGUGUACUUUGUUGCUCUCGUAGUGUUAGACAAGGAACACAUUUUUAAGUUUAUUAUUAUGUAUAUGUGAAAUUUAUGUAUGUACAUUUGUUUAUUUCAUGAUUACUUUGAGUUUUCUGGAUUACUCCACACUAAAUGUGUUUUAUUUCAUAAAUGAUGUGCUUUAUUUCAUAAAUGCUG